Molecule: messenger RNA, 1950 nt
Organism: Neohortaea acidophila
Lineage: Eukaryota; Fungi; Ascomycota; Dothideomycetes; Mycosphaerellales; Teratosphaeriaceae
Product: ASST-domain-containing protein
Exons: 2
Coding region: 1-1950 (649 amino acids)
Source: RefSeq, a predicted model, not a curated record
AUGCGCCCCCUCCUCCCUCUCUUCUCCGUUACCCUCGCAUCCCUCUCCUAUUGCUUCGCGCAACAUGCCUCCCCGACUACCCCUGUGCCCCUUGGCGUCCAAACAUACCUCUCCCGCCCGGACAUCCAGCCUCUGCGAUGGCUGGUCCAGGUCUUCGAUAAGGACAGAUUGGCGCCGGGGUACUGGUUCGUGUCGCCGUACGAUAUAAAUGGCAACACACAGCCCGAGGCGUCCUGGAUCGGCCCCCAUAUCUACGAUGGAGACGGCGAGCUGGUGUGGAGCGGGUCGCACAUGUUCAACAACAUCAACGUGAUGGAUUUCAAGAUCUUGCCAGUCAAAGGCGAGGAGUUGUUGUCCAUGCUUUACGCCAAGGAAGGCAGAGCAUACCUCCUCGACAAGCACUAUCGCGUGCGCGAGACCGUCUUCACCGGCGACUCGGGCUCGGUGUUCAAUAUGCAUGACUUUCAUACCGUCGAGGACGGCGGGAAAUACCUCUAUCUCCAGCGCAACAUCACGUACGCGUCGAGGGAGAUGGCCCUCGAGCAGCUGGGCUACGAUGGCGAGUGCUUUCUCGUCUUCCCCGGCUUUGAGGAGCGGGAUGCCGUUACGCAGGACGUACUGUUCAAAUGGGACGCUACCGGCAAAAUUCCCUUGUCGGAUAGUACUAUGGACUACUCCCCGGUGGAGCGAAGAUGUCGGGAGCACUGGGACUUCCUUCACUCCAACGCCAUUGACAAAUUCCCCGAUGGCAAUUAUCUCCUCUCCACCCGCCAUUCCGACACCCUCUACAAAAUCUCCAAAGACGACGGCUCCAUCAUCUGGCGUCUCCACGGCUUGGGCGGCCCACGAGGCGACUUCGAAAUGGCGCGCAACCUCAACUUCUCCCGCCAGCAUCACGCGCGCUUCCACGAACAAAACGCCACCCACACCAUCAUCAGCCUCUUGGACAACGCCAUGGGCGCCGACCCGCAACCGGCGACGAGCAAGUGGAGCCGCGCGCUGAAAAUCGCCCUCCGCGAAGACACGCAGCCCAUGACGGCCGAACUCAUCGCCAGCUACGACCAUCCCUCCCACCACCAUGCCUUCCGCCGUGGGAACUACCAGACCCUGCCCAACGGCAACGCCUUCGUCGGCUGGUCCGAGCGUGCGCUGCAGUCUGAGCACGCCGAGGACGGCACAUUGCUCAUGCAGGCCGCUUUGGAAACCAAAAUGCCCAACAUGGGCUCGUAUCGUGCAUUCAAGUUCGCUUUCGUCGCCGCCCCAGACUAUCCCCCAGACAUCUACUCCGCCGCCUCGACCGCCGCCGACGGCACAUGUGUCACUACCGUGCACGUCAGCUGGAACGGCGCGACGGAAGUAGCACGAUGGAAACUCUACAAAAGCGACGUCGCCGGCGCGAUCUUCGUCGAGUUGGCCGACGAGCCCCGCUCAGGCUUUGAGACCGCCCUGUCGUACACCGGGUACGCAAAGUACGUACAUGUGCAGGCUUUAGACCGCAACGGGAAGCAGCUGGCGUUCGGGCGGUCGAAGAUUUUCGAUACCGUGAAUGUCAGCGAGCUGGACGCAGCGGCUGUUGCGGCGGAGCAUGCGUGGCUUCUCAAUCCCGUGGCCAAGGGUGCAGGCUGGCUGGGGCACAGCUGGUUUGCGAUUUUCGCCGGCGGCGCGGCGGUGGGGUGCGUGUUCUGUCUUGCGGUCGCGUGGGCCAUGCGCCGCGGCGUCCUGGGGAGUCAGUGGGCCGCGAGGUUGCGGGGUCGAGGCGGGCCGGCAUAUCGCGCGAUUGCGUUGCAUGAUGUCGCGGAGUUUGACGAGGCGGCUUUGGAUGCUGUCGAGGCUAAGAGGAGGCUGCGGCCUUCCUUGGAUUUCGACGGGGAGCCUUUUGAAUUGCAUGACGAUGACAGCGAUGAGGAUGUGGAUGGGACGCCGUCUACUGAGAGGAGUCUGGGGAGGUGA